Molecule: messenger RNA, 3591 nt
Organism: Pseudocercospora fijiensis CIRAD86
Lineage: Eukaryota; Fungi; Ascomycota; Dothideomycetes; Mycosphaerellales; Mycosphaerellaceae
Exons: 2
Biological process (GO): transcription initiation at RNA polymerase II promoter
Cellular component (GO): transcription factor TFIID complex
Molecular function (GO): transcription cis-regulatory region binding; chromatin binding; RNA polymerase II general transcription initiation factor activity
Source: RefSeq, a predicted model, not a curated record
AUGCCAGCCUUCGGUGAGGUGGGCGUCGAUGGCGCACCCCCACCGCGUCGCGACUAUGAUAUCCUUAAACAGCGCGUGGAUCUGGAUGUCGACUUUCCGACUCGAACGCUGAAAGGCAGUACCGAAAUCACAAUACAACCUCUGGCGAAAGACCUGCGACAGAUAUCGCUGCACUGCCGCCAAUGCAGACCUACUUCGAUCCAGGUUAGCGGCAUCAACGCCAAAUUUGAGUAUGAGGAUCCGUACAAGAAGAGCUCGAUGAGUAGCAAGUCUACGGCACAUCAACACCAGAUGCUGAAGGAGAGAAUUCAAGACGCACUACGACCGAAUCCUGCGCCGCAGCUCCAGAUCACGCUUCCUCCUAAACUAAAGAUUCAAGAGCUGCGAGUGGAUCCUGCACCCGCGCCGGCCACGCCGAGUUUGCAGAAGCAGGAUGCUGACGCGAUGGCAAGCGUGGAGACACCAGUACUGCAGAACUUCCAACAACCCCAACAGCCCCAACAACCCCAAUUUGCGCCCAUCAAACUCACAGUCGAGUUCGUGCUCGAUGACCACCGCGACGGCAUUCAUUGGGUAGGCUGCGACGAGGACGACAAGCGAUAUCCAUAUCUAUACACAAAAGCCGAACCUUAUCCAGGAAAUUCUUCAUCCAUAUUCCCAUGCGUGGAUGACGGGAACAGUCGAUGUACUUGGGAAUUUGCAAUUCGCUGUCCGAAAACCUUGGGCGAUGCGUUCAAGAAGGUUCAGGUUGAUACAUCCUUACCAAAUGGUAGUGCAGCCAGUGCACCUAGCGGUGAUUACUUGAUCGAUCUCAGCCCAGAGGAUGCCGCUCUGGAGUUGGCUGUGCUCUGUGUUGGCGAUCAGGUGGACGAGACCACAGAUACUGAAGACGAAACACGCCACACUAUCAGCUUCUCGCUCAAUGAGGCGGUUACGGCGCGUCACGUAGGAUUUGCAGUUGGACCGUUUGAGCACGUUGAUCUAAGCGCAUUCCGCGAUUUAGAAGAAGAGGCAAAGCUAGGCCAGAGUGCUGUAAAGGUGUCUGGCUACUGCCUACCAGGCAGAUCUGGCGAGGUCGAGAACACCUGCUUUCCCAUCACCGGGGCGGUUGACUUCAUCUCUGUGGGCGGCGGCAAAUUUCCGUUCCCUGCCUAUCAAGUCUUGUUUGUCGAUGACCUGACAUACGACGCCAUCAGUGUGGCCGGCAUGUCGAUUUGCAGCGCGCGUUUGCUCUUCCCACAGGAGAUCAUUGAGCCGCUGGAUAGGAACACGAAGAUACUUGUGCGGGCUGCAGCUGAUCAAUGGAGUGGAGUCAACAUCAUUCCCAAAGAGCCUAUGGAUACCUGGGCUACUGCAGGUAUUGCUGGUUACUUGACCGACGUAUUUCUCAAGACGCUCUGCGGCAACAAUCAUUACCGGUGGGAACAGAAGCUUGCUGCAGAGAAAGUCUACGAUCUCGAUGUUGACAGGCCUUCGAUAUGGGACCAGGGAAAGUUCUUGCACGUCGAUCCCUCCAUCCGAGAAUUUGUGGACCUCAAGUCGGCAGUGGUGCUUGGCAUUCUCGAUCGCCGACUUGUCAAGUCUAGUGGCUCUACAGGUGUGAUGCGAAUAAUCAAUAAGAUCUUCCUCAAUGCCAAAACUGGUGCAUUGACAAACUGUGAGCUGUCGACCAUAGAUCUCCAACGGACCUGCGAGAAACUUGGCCAUAACAAGCUCGAAUCCUUCUUCAAACAAUGGGUCCUGGGUUCUGGAUGUCCUAUCUUCCAUGUAUCGCAGCGAUUCAACAAGAAGAAGCUUGUUGUAGAGAUGACAAUCGUACAGCGACAGCUUGAACGACAGACGAAACCUGAAUUCGCCCCAAACAAUUUCAUGCGUGAAAUCAAGGAGCAUGUGCAGGAGGUCUGGGCUCCUGAGAUACAGACUGUGUUUUCUGGACCAAUGACAAUCAGAAUUCACGAAGCCGACGGCACACCCUACGAGCAUAUUGUGGAAAUCAAAGAGCCGAUCACGAAACUCGAGAUUCCUUACAAUACGAAGUACAAGCGGCUCAAGCGGUCGCGACGUGCAAAGGAACGAGCUGUCGCAGAAGGUGCGGCCGGCGAGGAGGGCUCUGAUGCUUUGCUCUACUGCCUUGGCGACAUACUCGACAACGAACAGGACCAACAAGAAUGGAACCUAGUCGACUGGUCUGCUGAAGACGAAGACAAAAUGGGCCAAGAAAGUUAUGAAUGGAUCCGCAUGGAUGCCGACUUUGAGUGGAUUGGAAAGAUGCAUUUGGUCAUGCCUCUGUACAUGUACAUCUCACAACUGCAACAGGAUCGAGACCUAGUUGCACAGUAUGAGAGCAUGCGCUAUCUUUUGGGGUCUAAUCCGCACCAUGUCUCGCUCACGAUUUUGGUUCGAACACUCAUGGACGAGCGUUACUUUUACGGCAUCCGAGUAAUGGCUGCCGAAGGUCUGUCUCUUAUGGCAAAGGACAAGUUGACCGAAAUCGGCACGUUACACCUGACGAAGGCCUUCGCCCACUUCUUCUGCGAUGGAGACAUCAAGUCGAUGCCCCGGCCGAACGACUUCAGCAGCCGAGUAUCUUUCAUUAUGCAGUGCGCUAUUCCACGAGCCAUGUCGAAGCUGAGGGACAUUGAGGGAAAGGUUCCCAACAAGGUCCAGAGAUUCUUCGUUGACAAAUUGAUCUACAACGACAAUUCCGAUAAUGCGUACUCUGAUUGUCACUAUGUUGCAACCCUUAUGACUUGUCUUACUGAUGCACUGGUGGCAUCCCAUCGCAUCAUCGAACCAAAGCAGACAUUCGAAUUCAAUUUUGACGACGACAUGGGCAUGGAGGAGGAUCAAGAGCCAAUAAACCCGAACGCCGCUUUCGAACAGGAGGCUGUCAACGUGAUCGAAAGAUACCGUCGACUGGACGAAUGGAUUGUUACCUACCAGAACAUCUAUUCUACCACUGCGAUUGAAUGCCUGCAGAAGCUCACUAAGGCUGGAGUGGUGAAAGAUAAGGCCAAGGAGCUACUGCAAUACACCAGAGACAGUACGGCUGACAAUGUACGGAUACAAGCAUUUCAUUGCUUGACGGAGAUAGGGUUGGCCCGAAAAUCAUCAGUGAUGAAGCAUCUACUCUACAAUCUCGUCCAUGACCGCAGUCCAUACUUCCGCGACAGGCUUCUUCGCUGCUUUGGCGAAGCUCUUGGUCACAUUGCGCUGAGCGAUGGCGAGGAAAAGGCUGCAGCUCCCGCUCCUGUUAACGAUGGAGGCCUGAUAAUUGAGGAUGUUGGAUCCAACGAGGCACGCCGCAUCGAGGCAACGCGCAAGACGACGCCCGAGGGCGCUAUAGCUGCAUUGAAGAUCGCCCUGGGCAACGACGAGGUUUUCAAGCAGGCCCUCUGGUAUGCUACCACGCAUCCCUCCUUAGCCAUUGACGAGAUUGGCUCGUUCUGCGACAUUGCUGCUUUGCUCUUCGAUCCUGUGACAAGUUACACAGUGACAUUGAAGCUGCCCAGACCCUAUCGCUGUGAGCACAUGGGCAAAGGCAAGAUGCGCUUCAUUCCACACGGCAACUACAGGACAAAGCCCAGUAAA